Molecule: messenger RNA, 1772 nt
Organism: Trichoderma reesei QM6a
Lineage: Eukaryota; Fungi; Ascomycota; Sordariomycetes; Hypocreales; Hypocreaceae
Exons: 3
Coding region: 29-1633 (534 amino acids)
Biological process (GO): transmembrane transport
Molecular function (GO): transmembrane transporter activity
Source: RefSeq, a predicted model, not a curated record
UUCGUUGUCCAGCGUGAAUUCUCCUACAAUGUCGAAAGAAGCCUCCCAAGACUCCCGAUCGAUAACGCCGGUCGAGGCUGUCGAGCCCCUCGAGGUUGUCGACGCCGAGAAGAAUGUUACGACCUCCCCAUACAAUGGCUCCGGCACGGUGGAAGAUCCCUUUAUCGUCGAGUUCCAGCAGGACGACAAGAGCAACCCCAUGAACUGGGGCCAGUUCAGGAAAUGGUUCCUCACAUCCAUCGUCACCUUUUCCGUGUUUGCUGUCACGUUUACGUCUUCGGCGUAUUCCGUGUCGGCUGAAGAGAUCAUGACCGAGUUUGACAUCAGCAGCACUCUCUUCAUCACCGGUGUCUCUGUCUUUGUGUUGGGCUUUGCAAUUGGCCCUGCUGUUUGGGGUCCUCUGGUAACUCCCCACGACGAACGCUCGAAUGCUAACCGCGCCUCGUUACAAUCUACAAGGUCCGAACUUUACGGCAGACAGAUGCCCUGGAUUGCCUCUCACACCGCCAUGGUCGCCUUCAUGGCAGGCUCUGCUGGCAGUCCGAACAUUGCUACGCUCAUCGUCCUGCGAUUCCUUGCCGGCACAUUUGGAGGGUCACCUCUCGUCAACUCUGGCGGUGCAAUCGCAGAUCUCUUUCCUCCUGCCCAGAGAGGUCUGGCCAUGACAAUCUACUGCGUCGCUCCCUUCCUCGGCCCCAUUCUAGGGCCAAUUGUCGGCGGGUUUGCGACUGAGUAUAUCGGUUGGAGAUGGGUGCAGGGCAUGUGCACCAUCUUUAUCGGUGUAAUUGGCAUCAUUGGCGUCAUCUUCGUCCCCGAGACAUAUGGUCCUGUGCUGCUACAGAGAAAGGCGAAUGCUCUGUCUAAAGCGGACGGAAAGGUCUACAUCAGCGUCCUGCAGAAGAACCAGGGCAAGAAGCAGCCGUCAGAGGUCUUUGGGCGAGCUCUGAUUCGACCUUGGGUCCUGCUCUUCCGCGAGCCCAUCGUUCUCAUUGCCUCGCUCUACAUGGCCAUCAUCUACGGCACCGUCUACAUGUUCCUGGGAGCCAUGCCCAUUGUCUACAACGAGCUUCGCGGAUGGAGCCCCGGAUUCGGUGGACUCGCUUUCCUGGGCAUGAUGGUAGGCAUCAUUAUCGGGCUGGGAUACGCCAUCUGGGACAACAAUGGGCGCUACAUGAAGCUGGAUCCCUCCAAGAGGACGGCUGAAUCCCGCCUGCCGCCAGCUAUUGCCGGUGCCGUUGCCCUCCCCAUUGGCAUGUUUGCCUUUGCAUGGACAAACUAUCCCAGCAUCCACUGGGCUGUUAGCAUUGUCCUGUCAGCACCAUUUGGCUUCGGCGUCGUCCUCGUCAUCUUGCCCAUCGUCAACUACCUGAUCGAUUCAUACACGGUGUAUGCCGCCUCUGUCCUGGCAGCAGCGGCAGUCUUCCGCUCCAUCAUGGGCGCUGUGUUCCCGUUGUUCACGUCCCAGAUGUACCACAACCUCGGCAUUCACUGGGCGACCUCCAUUCCGGCGUUUCUGACGCUGGUCUGCAUGCCGUUUCCAUUCUUCAUGUACCGCUAUGGCGCAGUUGUCAGGGAAAAGUGCAAGUAUGCUGCCGAGGCUGCCCAGAUCAUGAAGAAGAUGCAGGGACGAUAGAUUGAAUAUUCGAAGGGGUGGACGACUUACCUUAGAUUGCUAUGUCUGAUAGAACUGAGAGGAGAAACCCUCUUCUAUACCAAGUUAGAACAAUUGACCAUCUGUCAGCUUUUGAAGCUGUCAUUACUUAUUACUUUCA